Nymphaea colorata (pocket water lily) is the source of this 1983-nucleotide messenger RNA. RefSeq names its product probable hexosyltransferase MUCI70. The record is from RefSeq and is a predicted model, not a curated record. Lineage: Eukaryota; Viridiplantae; Streptophyta; Magnoliopsida; Nymphaeales; Nymphaeaceae. The transcript has 8 exons. Bases 387 to 1898 code for a protein of 503 amino acids.
ACUUCUUGCGGGUAAAAUUCGUGGGAUUCGAUUUUGGGUGAUUUAGUUUUUUGUCCAGUUGCUCAUACCAGCCCCUUUUUCUCAUUCCGCGGCCGACGCUCUGUAUCCUGCGCGCUCCCUCUCUUUCUGUGCUGCUGCUGCUCUCUGCCGCAUCCGCCGACCAGAUCGUGCUCUGAGGCACCAAUUUCGUCCUUUACAGGAGAUCAGCUUACGGCUGCAUCAGAUCGUGGAAUAAGAGCUGGUUGCGAUCCACAUUACCAUCUUAUCCCUCGAGUGUCGCAUCUUGCAAGUUGUUGAUUCUCUAGAUCUUGAAAAAUCAUGUUUCUAAAGCAUGAUAAGAACCAGCAAGGUUGUUUUGUUGCUUACUUUAUAUCUGAAGUCUGAAAAUGGACAAAGACAUCGCAUGUUCAUUCUCUUCAAGAGCAAUCCAUAGACCAGAAAGAAGUAAUCGUGGUCAAAGGGUAGCAGAUGAUGAAUACGGCCUUCUUUUGUCUGAUAGGAGCUUUCAAGAGUCUUCACUAAAACCUUUUUGGAAGAAGCGUUCUAUACGACUAGUCCUUGCUGCUGGAAUAUUAUGGAUAUUUUUAAUGCUUGUUGUGUUAUUAUUUCAAGUCUGGUCCUGCCAAUUGACAGUGGUGUCUUUUCCAGGUCUAUGUAGAAAAGAUGGACAGGUAUAUCAUAUGUUGGAUGCAGUGGGACUUAUACAAAAGCCAAUACAUCGUUGCCCUAUCCCUCUUGCUGAUGAUCCUAGUAGCGUAGCUAUUCCAGAGAAGAGGAAUUAUGAUGACAUUCCUCAAAAGCUGUCUUUUUUUGUGGAAGAUGAAUUUGUAGACUCUGACUCUCAGAAUCAACCUUUAUUUGGAGGACAUGAGAGCUGGAAACAGAGAAAUGAAUCCUUUAAACUAAACACAACAAUGAAGGUGCAUUGUGGCUUUAUGAAAAAUGGAGGCGCAGAUAUGGAUCCUGUAGAUAUCAAGUUUGUCAAGGGAUGCAACUAUGUUGUGGCCUCAGGCAUAUUUGAUGGCUAUGAUAUACCCCAUCAACCUUCCAAUAUAAGUAGGAGAUCACAAAAGCUCUUUUGUUUUCUUAUGGUCAUUGAUGAGACAACCCUUGCUCAUAUUAGGGCAAAUGGCAGCAUCAAGGAGGAGAAUGAUGGGGGAAAAUGGGUUGGUAUUUGGCGCCUUGUGACACUGCACAAGCUCCCAUAUGAUGAACCAAGAAGGAAUGGGAAGGUUCCUAAAAUAUUGACACACAGGUUGUUUCCACAAGCAAGAUAUAGUAUUUGGAUCGAUGGAAAAAUGGAGCUUAUAGUUGAUCCCUUGCUCAUUUUGGAAAGGUAUCUGUGGCGUGGUGGUUAUACUUUUGCAAUAGCUCAGCACAAACAUCACAAGAGUAUAUAUGAAGAGGCUGAUGCCAACAAAAGAAGGAAACGAUAUGCUCGACCGCUUAUUGAUCUGCACAUGAAAAUCUAUGUAUACGAAGGAAUGAAACCAUGGAGUUCCAAGAAGAAAACUGUCAGUGAUGUUCCUGAAGGAGCCAUCAUCAUUCGUGAGCACACACCUUUGAACAAUCUUUUUUGCUGCUUGUGGUUCAAUGAGGUGCACAUGUUCACUCCAAGAGACCAGCUAAGUUUUGGUUAUGUUGUUUACAGGUUAGGAGACCAUUUCAAGUUUCAUAUGUUCCCCAAUUGUGAAUAUAACUCCUUAUUCAUAUUGCACAAACACACGAGAGAACAUUCUUCCAAGGUUGAAUGGGUCAAAUCAUUGAGUGAAUUCAAGGGGAAUAAUAGUGGGUUGAGAGAAACCAAGGGAGGAUUGGGCCUUUGGACUCCUUAUCCUGGGAACCUAGAUAUAGUGGAAAUUCCACCUGUUUCAAGGGUUUCAGAGCAUUCAAGAUAGAAAUAAAUUAUAUGGUUAUUUUGGUGGACUCUCGUCUGCUUCUCACCUUUUGCAUAAAUGGUUAAAAGAAGUAUUUGGCCAUAAA